Messenger RNA from Benincasa hispida (wax gourd), 1369 nucleotides. Its product is annotated as RING/U-box superfamily protein. Gene Ontology annotation, cellular component: SUMO-targeted ubiquitin ligase complex. Gene Ontology annotation, biological process: ubiquitin-dependent protein catabolic process. The record is from RefSeq and is a predicted model, not a curated record. NCBI's taxonomy places the organism in Eukaryota, Viridiplantae, Streptophyta, Magnoliopsida, Cucurbitales, Cucurbitaceae. Gene Ontology annotation, molecular function: SUMO-ubiquitin ligase activity; ubiquitin protein ligase activity; SUMO binding.
CCUCCUUCACUGUCCUGUCCCGCAAGAACCCUGGAACUUCCCUCUGCCGUGUCUCCAUUUUCAUCCUCAAUCCCAACCUUUUUCUUCAUUUUCCCUUUAUAAUGCCCGCCUCGCCUUCUUUUUCCCUUCCAUCUCUCAACCCUUAGAACCCCAACUACAAAUUUCACAAACCCUAGAACUAAUCAUCUCAUCUCAUCUAAUCUAUUUACCACCUCAAAUUUCGAGAUAUUUUUUCAACCGCUUAUUUCAGGUUGCUGAGGAGCUCCAAAAUAUAGAUGAGUACUCAGGCUAUGAGGGGACAUACCGCAAGAGGUUAUCAUCGUAGGAAAUCAUUGGACUUGGACCUGAACAGCAUGCCACCAACUGAGAACCGAGAUCAAGGAGAGACAUCUCAGUUGAGGUUUCAGGAAGCACAGGUUAAUCAACAACAGCACGUACAACCUGCAAUGAUUGACAUUGAGGCCAUUGAUGAUGAUGUCAUUGAAUCAUCGGCCAGAGCUUUUGCUGAAGCUAAAAAUAAAUCCAGACGGAAUGCCAGGAAGAAUAUAGUUGACGUGGAUGCAGAAGAGUGGACCAAGGUGUCAAAUAAUAAUCGGAGCAAGCGUAGGAGAGAUGUGUCUAAUCAACAACCUGUAAAUUCUGAUUUAUUAAUCAAUUUGGAAGCCAGCAACAGCUCUAUGAAAGUGAAGCCUGCUCCACCGAAGGAGCCCAAAUUCAGUUGUCCAAUAUGCAUGGGUCCGUUAGUAGAAGAAACAUCAACAAGGUGUGGUCAUAUUUUCUGCAAGGCAUGCAUCAGGGCUGCAAUAGCCGUCCAGAAUAAAUGCCCAACAUGUAGGAAGAGAGUAACUGCCAAAGAACUGAUUAGAGUAUUCCUUCCUGGGACAAGCUUGGAGUGAGGCGUACAUAUGCGUGUUCUUCGCCAACGAGAAACACGCACGAAGCUCCCUCUUGUUAUCAGCAUCUCCAAGAGUUCCUCGGUCUUGCACUGGUGGCAGUCAACAUUGGUCGAGACGGAUACUCUGAUACCAAAUUGUCCGAACAACACACACCUAACCAGAGAAGCCCUUUAAAUUUAAGAAGAUCGAGAAGAAGUUUGAAGAAUCAUCCCAGAACGGAAUUUUAUAGAUGAUUUAAUGCAUUUUGGGACAAAAAUUAUUAUUGGUGCUAUGAAGAACGACCAAGAAAGAUCAAAACAUGGUCGAGAAAAUUCAAGAAUUGAUCCUACAACGAUUAUGAUGAUGAAACUUAUUCAAGAACACCUAAUUUGUACAUCAAUCUGAAGUAUUGGAAGAAAUGAAGAAUCCAAUAUUUGUUGGGAGAGAUGACUAAAAACGUGGAGCAGCUUUCAAAGCAUGGGCAAGAACUUAAA